UCCCUCUCGCCGCGCGCGCACAUCCUGACCUCUAGCCGUCGCCGCCGCACGCGCGCACGUCUCUGCGACUUCGUGAUACGCUUUCGGACUUUGUGACAACCGCGGCGGGUGUGUGACGGGCAUCCCGUGUCGGCGAGACGUUGGCAGCUGCUGCCCCGAAGGCCGAGCGGGAGGCACACCUGUGCCAUGUCUGGCGAGACCGCGAGGCAGGAGAACGCGGCCGGGUCGCCACCAGCACAAGAGGCCCCGACGGCCGACGGCGUCUGCCCGUCGGUCAUCCUGAAGACGCCGUCGCUCGUGCGGGAGGCGCCCUUCGAGGACCCGCUGGCCCCACGGGCCCCACUACUAGAUCCCACCGCCCACCGCCCAGGCCUGCACGCCCACCCACCGCUGCCCCUGACGCUCUCCCCCGCCCACAUCCCAUCCACGGUGUCCUUGACGCCCCCGGAGCACGAGAGCGAGGGCUGCGCGCCCCACGAGGACCGGGACGCGGCGGACGGCGCGGAGCAGCCAUGGUACUGGUGCUUGUACUCGCCGCCCUCGCUUGACAACACACCCCCGCAGCACCUGAUGGACGGGGCGGACGCGGGCGCGGGGAUGGGCGAGCCUGGCCCGCCCGCGCUCUACCACGACGUGCAGUAUACGGCGCUGGAGGGCGGCAUGGAGCCCGCCCAGCCAGGCCCCUUCGCCGUCAAGAUGGAAGAGGCACGGCAGGGCGACCUCGUGACGGGCAUGGACAUGACUGCCCACGACAGCGAGUGCCUGGGCAUGCGGCCUGAGGGCGGGGCGUGGAUGGUGGACGGCGGCCCCGGCCCGGGCAUGUGGCCCGUCAAGGUGGACCCCUGGAUCGGUCCUCACCACUCCAGGUAUGUGAGCGAGGAGAGCCCGUACUGGCUGGGGUGGCCGGUGGGGGCGGCGGGCGUGAUGGAGGGCGGGGGGGGAUCGCCCGGGGCCGACGCCAGCGCCUCUCCGCAGGACGAGGCGUCGGGCUCCGAGUCCAAGCGACCCGACAGCAAGAAGUGCGGCGUCUGUGGAGACCGCGCCCUCGGCUACAACUUCAACGCCAUCACCUGCGAGUCCUGCAAGGCCUUCUUCAGGAGGAACGCUCUCAAGAAAAAGGAAUUCCGAUGCCCGUUCCAGGACACCUGCAAGGUGGACCAGGUGACGCGGAGGUUCUGCCAGAAGUGCCGGCUGCGGAAGUGCUUCGAGAUCGGGAUGAAGAAGGAGUGGAUAAUGACGGAGGAGGAGAAGCAGCGGAAGAAGCAGAAGAUCGAGGAGAACCGGGCGCGGAAGCUGGGGGACGUCACGUCGGACGAGGAGGGCGUCAAGCACCCGCCCGCCUACAGCCCCUUCCCCGCCCUGGCGCCCGCGGAGGCCAAGCCCCAGGCCGUCGUCGUGGGCGUGAUCCGCGGCGAGGAGGAGGCAGCGGCGAAGGUGCUGCGGGUCGACGGACAGACGGACAUCCACGCGCAAGACAGGCUGAUCAUCCACGCGACGGGAAACGCUGUCGAGAGAGUGCCUCCUUCAACGCUCCUGUCGGCCUCCAGAGACUAUUCCAGUGACUACACGAGUUCUCCGGAACACAGAGACAUGUUACCGCAGUGCUCCAGCGACCAGGAAUAUUCCGGCGGUUCCCUGACGCACCCUGCCUCCGUUGUGCCACAGUUCCUCUCCUACAGCCACGAUACCUCUAGUCCGGGGAAACCAGCUUCUCUCGACGGGGAAAGCUUGCGGCCGUUUUCCCCAGCAGGUCCCGCCUUAGAUCACAAACCCGUCACGCCCUUCAGCGACCACAAGGACUUCCCUCUCCUGAAUGACGACGCCCCCCCUCCCUCGAUCCACACGAAGCAGGAGGCCACAGACGUCGGCUCUCCAGGGGAACGGACUGCUGUAGGAGGCGUCGUAGGAGGCGUCGUAGGAGGAGGAGGAGGUGGUGGUGGAGGAGGAGGAGGUGGGGGCGUGGCGUCUCCUUCGUCAGGCAAUCCGGGGAAUUCGCUGAGUAUGGCGGACGUGGUGGCCAUGAACAUCAAGAAGGAGGUCGAGUACCCGGACGAGGCCAUCGCCCUGUGUUCUGGCGAGGAGCGACCGGUCGGGACGGAACUGCAAAGUCACCAGGAAGAUUGGAAGAAUUUCAGCGUGCAAGAUACUCUGAGGUUUCUCGAGCCGGGGUGCAAGCAGAGCCCCGGCGCGACGGGCCUGACUAUGAUGGACUCGAUCAUGAACACCGCCAUCAGCGCCGAGUACAGCGCCUUCAGCCUCCUGGGCAGCAACAACCCGCGGGAACUGAACGAACCGGAGAAGAUGAAGCUCAACGAACUCUCGGAGGCGAACAAGGGCCUCCUGGCGCCGCUGUGCGAGGAUUAUAAUUUUAAGGACCUGAGCAACCCCUCCCUCAUCAACAUCAUCAACCUGACGGAGAUCGCGAUCCGCCGCCUCAUCAAGAUGUCCAAGCGAAUAUCCGCCUUCAAGAGCCUCUGCCAGGAAGACCAGAUCGCGCUGCUUAAGGGAGGCUGCACGGAGAUGAUGAUCCUGCGGUCCGUCUGCGCCUACGACCCCGACAAGGACUCGUGGAUGAUUCAACAGGACCAUGACCGUUUCAAGAACAUCAAGCUGAAGGUACUGAAGGCGGCCCCGGGAAAUGUCUACGAGGAACACAAGAGAUUCAUCUUGGCGUUCCAGCCGGAGUGGAGACAAGACCACAACAUCAUCUUCCUCUUGUCAGCUAUCACGCUCUUCACACCCGAGAGGCCUAACAUAAUCCACGGCGAUGCUAUUAAACACGAACGGUGCUCAUACCUGUAUCUCCUGAAGCGCUACCUGGAGUGCAAGUACGGAGGUUGCGAGGGAAGGACGGUUUACCUCCGGCUGCUAGAGAGGAUCAAGCACCUCAACAUCCUCAAUGAGAACCACAUUCGUGUCUUUCUAGAAGUCAAUCCACAAGAAGUCGAACCACUCCUCAUAGAAAUCUUUGACCUCAAGCAUAGGUGACAGUUGUGAAUGUCGUACCAGAUGCAAAGUGUCAAAAAAAAGUCAUAUGUGAUACACAUGUCAAGAAAAUUAUAGAUACCUUUCCCUUGUGUUUUAAUAACACUUCAUUUACUUUUGAAAGAAAAAGUAGAAAAUGAAAAGAGAGAAGGUGAAGACACUAGAUAUUAAUGAUCUCUAUGCUGUGAAGCAAAGGACAGCAACAUUAAAACAGUAUUGAAGUUGCACUCUAUUUUCCAGAAACAGCUGGAAUGUGCAAUUGUGAAUAUGUAGACUUUGUUGUUAUGUUUUAUGUAUGUAUUUGAACCAACAUUCUGAAAUUAUUUAAGGUCUUUCCCUAUCUAGAUCAUAUAUGCUCAAAAGAAGCCAUGAUUCUUAAUUAAGGUAUCUGAAAAAAAAAAAUUUAAUGCUAUCUCACACAGAGCUUCAUCUUAGAUUCUUGAAACCCAUUGUAUGCAGAUUAGAUUAAAAAAAAGAAUUUGUUGAACUUUCAAAGUGUAAUCUUGUACUUGAAUAGAAGACAAUUUUCAAGAAGUCCUUUGAAUACAAGCAAGACAGUAGAAGUGCUGUUGGACUCAGGAUUAGGAUGUAACGACAACACGAGCACUUUUUAUUCCUUGAUAAAAGAUAUAUAUGCAGAUAACAGAUUUGUAGUUUUCUCUCCGCAGUCUCUUCUCCGGGGGGGGAUUAUUAACAUAGUAUUUUAUAACGAAAGUAGUUGUAUAUAAGAGUCACAUUUGAUGAACAUUUUGAAAGUAUCUAACGACUGAAAGAUGGAAAUGCCUUCCUGUCGAAGCAUUUAUUAUUAUAGUGUUUAUCUUCAUUAUAAUUACCUUUCUAAGUCAUGUCUAUAGUAUCAGAUUGAUAACUAUUUAUGAAAGAACUGAAAAUAUAUUGUAUGAUGUUAAUUAUCUUACUUUAUAACCCCUUUCAUUAUGAUUAAACCAUAAGUGAUAUUGUGAUAUGAAAUAAUGUUUUUAUGUCUUUCUUUAAACGUUUUUUUUCUUAGCCCCAAAUUAUUUUUUAUCUCUUUCUUUCUACUGUAGUGUGUUACAUUAUCAAAUGUAAUUAUAUGUUAUGUUCUCUUAUUGAAGAAAAAAUCAUAUAAUUUGAAAUAUAUUUGAGAAUAGGGUCUUCCCAUGCAUGAUAGGACUUACAAGCUACAUCGUUAGUAAGCAAAUCCUUUUUUUUAAGUGUGUUUGAAAGUCACUAACUUGAAGUACAAAGCUCCGACAAAUUUCUUCUAAGUCUUCUUCCUAGGUCCUGUAACAGACGUGUGUUGUGUGUGUCUGUCCGUCAAUUUUCUCCAUUUAAAAAAGGUGAAAAGAACUCUUUUUUUUUUUUUUCCUUUUUUUUUUCUCUGUGAGACUAAUGGUGCCUUUGUGAACUGUUUUAUGAAGGUAUAUGAAUGAAAUUGGAUGUGACCAUCUA
This is a messenger RNA of Penaeus indicus, 4416 nucleotides long. RefSeq lists its product as uncharacterized. Gene Ontology annotation, molecular function: nuclear receptor activity; RNA polymerase II cis-regulatory region sequence-specific DNA binding; zinc ion binding. NCBI's taxonomy places the organism in Eukaryota, Metazoa, Arthropoda, Malacostraca, Decapoda, Penaeidae. The record is from RefSeq and is a predicted model, not a curated record. The coding region runs from base 187 to 2988 and encodes 933 amino acids. Gene Ontology annotation, biological process: negative regulation of transcription by RNA polymerase II; cell differentiation; positive regulation of transcription by RNA polymerase II. The transcript has 12 exons.